Molecule: messenger RNA, 3561 nt
Organism: Rotaria socialis
Lineage: Eukaryota; Metazoa; Rotifera; Eurotatoria; Philodinida; Philodinidae
Source: the annotation of a GenBank genome assembly
AUGACUUCAUCGGUAACAAAAACCAAAACUGGCAAACAAAUCUCAUGCAAAGUUCAUAUGCUCGAUGAUCAAGAUUUACCAUUUCAUAUUGAUCCAAAAGCUACUGGUCAAGAUUUAUUAAAUACGAUCUGUAAUAAUAUCGAUUUACUCGAAAGAGAUUAUUUUGGUUUAGAAUAUCUUGACAGUCAUCGAAAUGUUUGUUGGCUUGAAUCAGAUAAACCAAUUCUUAAACAAGUUUCAGAAACAAAAUUUUCAUUCUGUGUUAAAUUUUACACACCGGACCCAGGACAAUUGGAAGAAGAAUUUACUAGAUAUCUUUUUGCAUUACAAAUCAAACGUGAUCUUGCUGUUGGUGCAUUACUAUGCAGUGAUAAUACCGCUGCUUUACUUGCUUCAUACAUUGUUCAAGCGGAAAUUGGUGAUUAUCUCGAUUCAUAUAAUAAUAAUCCAAGUUAUUUUAAUAAUCGUAAAUGUUUUCCUCAUCAAACAGCGGAACAUGAAAUUCGCAUAAUGAAUUUUCAUAAAAAUCAUCUUGGUCAAUAUCCAGCUGAUGCUGAUCUGAAUCUACUCGAUAUAUCACGUAAAGUUGAAUUGUAUGGCAUAAAAAUGCAUCCAGCUAAAGAUCACGAACAAGUUCAUCUUAAUUUAUCUGUUGCACAUAUGGGCAUACUUGUUUUUCAAAAUAUAACAAAAAUCAAUACAUUUUCAUGGGCAAAAAUUCGUAAAUUAAAUUUUAAACGUAAAAAAUUUCUAAUUAAAUUACAACCUGAAGGAUAUGGUUAUUAUAAAGAUACAGUUGAAUUUUACUUUGAUACACGUGAUGAAUGCAAAAAUUUUUGGAAAAAAUGUAUUGAAUAUCAUGCUUUUUUCCGUUGUGUUACUAUUCAACGUUUACAUCGUUCAAAAAAGAAAUUACUAGCAGGCGGCUCAUCAUUUCGUUAUCAUGGUCGUACACAAAAAGAAAUUACUGAAUAUGCACGUGAAAAUUAUACUAAAAAUCGAUCCUUUACGCGAUCUUAUUCAAAUACACGUGCAGUUGCACCAAUAGUUAAUCGAUCGCAUCGUUCACCUGGUUCAACAAUAAAAACAUCUGAAACAAUUGAAUCUGUUCGUCAUCAUAAAACUCAAACAGGUCUUACAGGAGAUACAGCGAAUGUUUAUCAACAAGUUUAUUGUGAUGACUCUUCCACACAUGGUAGUCGAACAUUAGAUUCUAAAUAUAGUCGAGAUAGAUAUGAUUUAUCUGACGAACAAAAUACUGAUGAAGAUGAAGACGAACUUAUACAAAAAUCAACUAAUGGUUUAUCAUCAUCGUCGCCAACAAAUAUUGGUAGAAGUAGUGAGCCAUCUCAUGCUGAUGAAAGACAUAGCCCAUUAAUUCAGCAUCCAAUUGAUCAAGUAGAUAAAGAAGAUUCAGUAACUUCUUUGUCGAUAUCAACAAGUCUACCGAAAUCACAACAACAUCGCCAACAGAUCAGUGGAUUUAUUAAUAACCAUCGACCAGUACCAUCUAUGACAAGUAGUACACCAAUAAGAAAAUCAUCAACAAGUGAGCAACAAGUAGCUUCAACAACAACACAUCGGUCAAGUGUUGGCAAACCAACAACACUUAUAAAUCAUAACAAUACUGAUACUCAAAGUCCAACUAAAACGUCUUCCGUGGAUGACAAUGUGCUUCUAUCUGUAUCAUCUUCACAUAUUUCGACACAAUCAGCAAACAAAAUUGAAGAAAUAGUUAUCGAUAAUAAUAAGACUCGAAUUAUACCAAUUAUUCAUGAAUCUCGAUCACCAACCGUACCUAUCAAUACAAAUGAAUCAAGAGCCGCUCUUAUAGGUCAACAAUCACCAUCCCGACUAAUUUCAUCAGCAUCUUAUGCAAUGAGUCCUCCGUUUGCAGGCAUUCCAUUAGCAGUUGGCACUAUUCCUUCAUCAUCAUCAUCAAUAAUACUUCCAACAACUGUUUCAUCAACAAUGAUAAUAUCGCCUAUUCAUGAUCGAUCAUUUUAUAUUUGUAAAGAGUUAUUAAUGACUGAACGAACAUAUAGAAACGAUAUGGGAGUUAUUGCUGAAAAUUUUCGUCGUGAAAUAAUGCUUGUUCUGAAUCAGCAACAAGAUUUAUAUAUGGACGAAGAAUAUAAUUUUGAAAAUGAAACAUUAAUUCAUUUGUCUGAUAUUUUAUUUACACAUUUAUUACCUGUUUACAAAUUUCAUUUACAUUUUCUUCGACAACUUGAACAAAGAAUGGCGAUUUGGGAAACUCGAUCCGUACCGGGCAAUGAUUAUUAUAAUUCUGAGAAGAUCAAUUCAAAUAUUGGAGAUUUAAUUAUGAAUUUAGUUGAGAUUUUACCGAGAUAUGAACUUUAUAUUGAAAAUUAUGAUUGUUUAUUAACAGAACUUGAAUAUGUUCUUAAACAUAAUCGACGUUUUGAUAUGAUUUACAAAGAAUUUGAAUCAGAAAAACUGUGUUAUUUAUCCUUAAUAUCAUUUUUAACUAAGCCACUACAACGACUAUUACAUUAUGAAUAUUUACUUGAAAAAUUACUUAUUUGUUAUAAAAAUCAUACUCAUGAAAGUGAAUAUCAAGAUUGUUAUGGAGUUUUUAUUAAAAUUCAAGAUCUGAUCGAAAAUUUUACUGAUUCAUUAACAAUAAUAUUAAAUCGACAAAAAUUGAUUGAAUUUCAACGUGAUCUGAUCGGUGUUGAAAAUCUUUCAAAUCAAUAUGAUCGCUUAUUCAUACGUGAAGGUUGCCUUCAAAAACUAUCAAGAAAAGGCUAUCAACAACGAAUGUUUUUUCUAUUUUCUGAUGUUUUACUUUAUUGUGCACGUAGUUCCAGUCCAGUACUUAAAUUUAAAUUACACGGAGAACUUCCAUUGAAAUCAAUGACAGUUGAAGAUACUGAUGAACGCAUUCAAGUUCCAAAUUCCAUUAGUAUCUAUGCUGGCAAUCGCUCAUUACUGGUAGCAGCAAGUUCGGAAACCGAAAAGAAUAAAUGGCUGUAUGAUUUAAAGUCAGCUAUUGCCAGCGUCAAAUUGAAUAAUGAGGAUCAGAAAAAUCAAUAUACAGCUACAAUCAAAUCGAAUGCAUCAUCUGAAAAUCUGGAACAUUCUCUAGUUGGUACACUCGAUGAUGAUGAUCCUAACCAAAUGGAUCGUUCGAGUUGUCAACAUCGUACUGAUACAACAAUGCAUGUAUGUUGGCAUCGAAAUUUAUCUGUAUCAAUAAACGAUCAUCGGCAAGCAAUUAAAAAUCAACUGAGUGGCUAUUUAUUGCGUAAAUUUAAAAAUUCAAAUGGUUGGCAGAAGUUAUGGGUUGUUUUUACAAAUUUUUGUUUAUUCUUUUAUAAAACUUUUCAAGAUGAUUUUCCACUGGCAUCAUUGCCAUUGCUUGGUUAUCGUAGUUCAUUGCCAUCAGAAAUUGAUUGUGUUAAUAAAGAUUUCGUAUUUAAAUUACAAUUUAAAAAUCAUGUCUAUUUUUUUCGAGCCGAAAGUCAAUAUGCCUUUGAUCGAUGGAUGGAAGUUGUGUCAAGUGCAACGACAACAACGACUAGCCAAUUAAUUUAG